UAGCUUUCGGACAAGAAGCGAGACGGAGGGAGGGAGAGAGUUCCACGGGACCACGGCUCUCUCCUCUGCUCUUCUCGUUGUGUUCUGUUGCUUCUUUGGGAGAAGGCGUGGGGGAAAACGAGGUAUUCUCCCUUGCUUUGCGGGGAUUCCUUUGCUUCUCCCUUGAAAGGAAAGAAUAGGGAAAGUUUUUGGGUCGAUUCCGGUUCUUCAGGGCGCUGUUGGACACGGGUCUCUGUUGAGGUCUUUCCUCUUGGCCGAUGGCGGUGGGUACUGCUUUUGAUCAAUGGAAGAAAGAUGUAUUCUUUUCUGCUGCGGAGGUGGUCCAGGAAUCGGCGGACAUAUUGGAAUCUAUGUAUAGGAUGUGGAUUAGAGACGGUAGUGAUGGUUUUAAUUCAGAAAUGUCAGAUGAAUUGCGGAGGGAACUCCAUACUGCUUUAGGCACUGCAAAGUGGCAGUUGGAAGAAUUUGAGAGAGCUGUUAACUUGAGUCAUGAGAAUUGUUCAUCAGGGGAGAAUAUUGUCACUAGGCGUAGGCAGUUCAUAGCUGCAAUAAAAAACCAAAUUUCCCAUGUAGAAAAGGCAUUGAAUUCUUCACUUAUUGAAGAAGAGAAGCAACCACUUCGCUGGGUGCAGUUAAAUGAGGAAGAACGAGACGAUCUUGCUGUUUUUCUUUCCGCAGCACCAGAAAUUUUGCAACAGGUAACAACCAAAGAUGUUGAUAAUAAGGGUUCAUCUGAGUUAAGAACUAUGUCUGAUGCUGCAAGAGGUUGUAAGGAUACGGUAACAACAAAUAAGGAUGCAAGGUAUGUAGUGGAAGUGACAACAGAAGUAACUUCCCAAAGCAAAGAUGAUGUCUGCAUCCAAGGAGAGCAGUUGAAUGGGCAGCGGAGAACAUUAAGUUCGGCAGAUACUGGUGCUUGGAAGAUUGUGAUAGCUGAUGAGGAGGAUACAGAUAGAAAAUUGGUUGAAGUGAGACCAGAGACACCAAAUUGUGCAUCUGGUCUGUUUGGCUUUCUAAGGAGUGUUGAAUCAACAAUAAAAUUAAGGUGGUUUAGGAACAGCUUCUGGAAGGCUAAGAGUGAGGAGCAUCUUCAGUUGAGACAAGGGUUAUCAAACUACCUCAACUUUAGGGGUAUAAUUGGGUUUGCUCAGAAAAUUAAUGGGGUGACUGAAAGAAGCAGGAGUUGUUUUAGUAGUUGGAAAGAAGAUUCUAAAGCUUCCAGUGUUUGGCUACAUGCUGGAAGGGUGAAUGGACUCCAACGGCAUAUGCAAGGCUCACAGUAUCACCUGCAGUUUGGUCGUUCUCUUCAAAUCACUUUCUUUCUGGCGCUGAGUAUUGUUUUAAUUGCACCAUUCAUUCUCUACUUAACUUGAAGGAGCUUUUCUGUGCUGCUGGCUGAAGUGUGAGCAAUAGAAGGAUCAAUCUUUGAGUAACAAAAUUCUAAAAAUUCAAGCUUCAUACGUGGAUCAAGAAUAGCUCCAAAUGCUUUGUUUAGAGCAGUGAGAAAAUUACAUUGCGCAAGACUUCUAUCUUCAAGAAAAUCUCUGUAGAAAGCAUUUAAAUUAUCUUCUUUUAUUUUCUCUUUUCAAAUGGUGCAGAUGAUCAAAGGAUGCUUGAAAUCACAAGGGAUACUAUGGCUAAGCAUUUAGCUAUAAUUCAAUGCGAGCUACUUUGCUGAAAAAUGAAAAGAAAAUUUGAACACAAUUACUGUCAAGGAUUUCACUCCUUGGAAACGAGAUAAUGCAAAUGAGAUCCAAAAAUAUGUCAAACUAUAGCAACAGAUGUAUGCCAUUUGUUAGCUUGUAUUUAGCAUUGCUCUACCACUUUUAACUUUAGGCACCUUCCAAAUUAAAUUAAUAGGAAACAGAGAAAUUAAGAGGGGA
This is a messenger RNA of Elaeis guineensis (African oil palm), 1883 nucleotides long. RefSeq lists its product as uncharacterized. Gene Ontology annotation, cellular component: membrane. Gene Ontology annotation, biological process: Golgi vesicle transport. Lineage: Eukaryota; Viridiplantae; Streptophyta; Magnoliopsida; Arecales; Arecaceae. The record is from RefSeq and is a predicted model, not a curated record.